CAAAUCUUUUUAACUUUAAUGCCUAUAGAAAUGGUGACAACAGUGCCAACCAGUGUCCCACUGACACUUUAUACGAUCCGUUUGCAGAAACAUGCCGGGCUUUUUCUUCCAACAGCAGAAGUCAUGGCGCAUCAAACAAAACUAUCCUCUUACAAAACUGCAGCGAACCUGCUUUGACGUUCACAGCGGAAGAAUUCCGUGUCCUUCCAAAUGGUAGCGUCCACCUGCUGAGUUCUAACGUGUCCUGCCCAGCUGAGCAGGUGGUCAUUCUAAACAAAACAGCAUCAAUCUGCGGGGAGUGCGUACUGCAGCACUUCGUGAACAACACGCAAAUAAUCAACAGUCAGGACCCAUAUCAGGGCUGGUUAACCCUGGGUCUUGUGAUAGCGUCUGCCGUAGCCGUUUUGGGUUACGUGGUUUUCCGUUUCAGGUCUGGUCAGUUGAAGAAAGUCCCGGAACAGCUAAAGGUUCAGAUGAUGUUAUGCAUGGUACUUGCUGAGGGCAUGUUUGUAGCGCGUGUGUGGGUCCCUCUUGGUCAGGCCUGUGUGGUGUUCGCAAUAUUUCUGCACUACUUUAUGCUGACGGCCUUCACAUCCAUGAACGCACUAGCCAUGGACCUCUGUCUUACAUUCCGUGACGAUUUAGAGAGAAUAGAGUUGUACAAAUACGUCUUGUAUACCUGGCUGAUGCCGGUGCCUGUUGUCGUUUUGACAGUGAUUUUGGAUUUCACUAAUUCUGUCAAGGUAGGUUACGGAGAGAACUGUUGGAUCGGCAAUCCGACCAGUAGUUUGGUGUCUUUCGGAGUUCCCGUCAUAUGUGCCCUUCUGGUAAAUGCUGUCUUGGUCACCUUUGUGUUGCUGGCCAUUCGGAGGUCAUUUGAGAUAGCUAAUGCGGCACUGGCGCGCUCAAACAGCAGCAAGGCCUGGGUUUAUAUCCGCAUCUCCUGUCUAAUGGGGUUCACCUGGAUUCUAGGCUUCAUCUAUCCUUUCGCCAACAGCCGAGCUGUCGAGUACAUCUUUAUUGUGCUGAAUGCUUCUCAGGGCCUUCUGUUGACACUGAUAUUGGCAAUAACAUCGGAGGUAGUGCAGAACUGGAAGGCUGCGAUCAGGGCACGAUUUGGGCUAGUUGAGCCUAAUCAGAAUACGGCAGUGACCGCCACUGCCAGCAACCAACGGCCUACGGCAAGUAAAACUGGCGGAACGGCAGGUGGAGCCAGCUGUACUACAGAUAUACCCAUGACCACUUUCGCUGAGGUAAAGAAGAACAGGGCAACUCUUCAUCAUGAUGGGCCUCAUGAGACCAGCGUUCGGACCGCCACUGCCAGCAACUUUCGGUACGUCGCAGGCGAAACUGAGGCAACGGCAGGUGAAACCGGCUCUACUGCAGAAGUGCCACUGGCCUCAUUCGCUGACGUGGAAGAGAAAAGUGUACCUCUUCAACUGGACGAGCCUCACCAGGACAGUGGACAAAUCACUACAGUCAGCGACCGAAAGACCAUUGAAGGGAAAAGUGAAGCAACGGUAGUUGGAGCCGGCUCUGAUGCAGCAGUCGCUUUGACCUCUUCCGCUGGUGUUGAAGAGAACAGGGCAUCUCUUCAACCGGAUGAGCCUUAUCAGGACAGUGGACGAACCACCAAUGCCAGCAACCUACAGACGGCAGGUGAAACCGGCUGUGUCACAGACAUACCAAUAGAAGUUGUAGUUGAUGAAGAGAAGAAGAGCGUAAUUCGCCCACCGGGUGAGCCUCAUCAGGACAGUGAACAAAUCACCACAGCCAGCGACCAACAGACCAUUAAAGGGAAAACUGAGGCAACGGCAGUUGAAAGCGGUGCUGCUGGAACAGUACCUUUUUCGCUGAUGUAG
Molecule: messenger RNA, 1862 nt
Organism: Branchiostoma floridae (Florida lancelet)
Lineage: Eukaryota; Metazoa; Chordata; Leptocardii; Amphioxiformes; Branchiostomatidae
Product: adhesion G-protein coupled receptor G6-like
Exons: 1
Coding region: 474-1862 (462 amino acids)
Biological process (GO): G protein-coupled receptor signaling pathway; cell surface receptor signaling pathway
Cellular component (GO): membrane
Molecular function (GO): G protein-coupled receptor activity
Source: RefSeq, a predicted model, not a curated record